Messenger RNA from Acanthosepion pharaonis, 1350 nucleotides. The record is from the annotation of a GenBank genome assembly. Lineage: Eukaryota; Metazoa; Mollusca; Cephalopoda; Sepiida; Sepiidae.
AUGUCCCAUCCUUCCUUAUUUACUUACUCUCUCCUUCCUUCCUUCCUUCCUUCCUUCCUUCCUUCCUUCCUUCCUUCCUUCCCUCUUUCCUUCCUUUGUUCCUUCUUCCUUCCUUCUUCCUUUCAUCCCAUCCUUCCUUAUUUCCUUCCUUCCUUCCUUAUUUCCUUCCUUCCUUCCUUCCUUCCUUCCUUCCUUACUGCCUCCUUCCUUCCCUCUUUCCUUCCUUUGUUCCUUCUUCCUUCCUUCUUCCUUUCAUCCCAUCCUUCCUUAUUUACUUACUUCCUCCUUUCUCCUUCCUUCCUCCUUCUUUCCUUCCUUCCUUCCGUCUUUCAUUCCUUACUGCCAUCCUUCCUUCACUCUUUCCUUCCUUCUUUCCUUCUUCCUUCAUUUGCUAUUCUUUCUUUCAAUAUUUCUUUCAUUGAGUUUUUCUUCUUCAUUUCCCUCUCACCCUCAUCCUUAUUGUUUUCUUUAUCUUCUUUUUUUCUUUCACAUUCUAUCUCCUCUCCCUCCUUCUCAAAUUCAUUAAAUAUUCAUUUUCCUCUUCUCUCUUACUGCAACCUUCAACAUCUCUUUCUAUCUCGCUCUUCCUUCCUUUCUACCCGUUUUUCUUCCAUUUUUUUCUCCUUGCUUUCUUUCUUUUCUCUUUCUUUCUUACCAUUUGUUUACUUGUUCUCUAUUUACUUCUUUCCUUCUUCUCAAACUCUUUUAAUAUUUAAUUUACUUUUCUUCUUCCCUCAAAUCCACCUUCUUUUCCUCAUCCUCCCUUCCUUCCUGCCUUAUUUUCCGUCCUGCCUUCCUUCCUUCUCCCUCCAUUCCUUCCCUCUUCCUUCCUUCUUUCCUUCUCCCUCCCUUCCUUCCCACUUCCUUCCUUCCUUCCUUGUUUUUCUUUUCUGUCCCUCUUUCAUUCAUCUAUCUCCUUUGCUUCAUGCCUUCCAUUUUUCUUUUGCAGUCUUUCAUUGUUUUUCUUUCAUUCCACUCCUUCCUUCCCCUCUUCCUUCCUUCCUUCCUUUCCAUUCACCCUUCCUUUUCCACUUUCAUGCCUUCACUCUCUUCCCUAAUUUCCCUCCCAGCCUUCCUUCCUUCCUUCCUUCCUUCCUUCCUUCCUUCCUUCCUUCCUUCUCCCUCCCGUCCUUCCCUCUUCUUUCCUGCCUCCUUUCCUUUCUUCCUUCCUUGUUUUUCUUUUCUGUCCCUCAUUUUUUCCUUGUUUUCUUUCUCUUCUUUCCUUCUCAAACUCUUUUAAUAUUUAAUUUCUUCCUCUUUUCUUUCACCUCCACAUUCUUUAAUACACUCUUUCUCUUUUCCUUCGUUCCAACCUUUCUUUACUUUCUUUCCUUCCCUUUUUUCCUUUGA